AUGGCCUCAACAAUCUACGAUGCCCUCAUAGUUGGGGCAGGUCCUGCGGGCCUUUCUGCAGCCCUCGGUCUAUCUCGAGUUCACCGAUCCAAGGUUGUCUUCACCAAGCCACUCGACGCUGGCUUCCGAAACGAAGGUGCGGAAGAAAUGCAUAACGUAUUGUCCAGGGACUGUACUCCACCGGCAGACUUCCGUCAAAUUUCAAAAGAUCAGAACAUGAAGUAUAGUACAACCGAGUUCGUUGCAGCCGAGAUCACCUUCCUCAAGAAAAUCGAGCCCAAUGAUAAAGAUCAGAUUGCCCUUCCGAGCCACUUCGAGGCCCUCGAUCGCGAUGGUCGCAAGUGGCAUGGAAGGAAGAUUGUUUUGGCAACCGGAUCAGUUGAGGUUUUGCCAACCAAUAUCCCUGGAUACAAAGAGAAUUGGCCCCAGAACAUCUUUCAAUGCUUGUUUUGCGACGGCCACGAGCGAUCGCAUCUGCCGUUCGGUAUGAUUGGCUUUUCGCCCAUGCAUGCACACGCCGCACAGAUGGCCAACCUCUUGGUCACGAAAACGUCUGGUCCUCCUACCAUAUUCAGUAAUGGACCAAUCCCAGAGACUGAGUCGAUGCUGAAGGCAUUAGAAUCAGUGAAAGCCCUGGGUUGUAAGGUGGAAACUGGCAAGAUCGAUCGACUUGUGCCGGCUGAGUCGCCAGAGGUUGGAGUUACAGUCCACCUUGAAGAUGGAAAAUCCAUGCACUUGGGAUUCCUGACUGAUAAGCCGCCUACCGUGUUGGCCAGUCGAGACCUCAUAGACCAGCUAGGACUGGAAGUUGAAUCACACUCACUAAUGGGGGAACAUAUCAAAGAUCUUGAGCUGGGUGGUACAACAAAGGUGUCAGGAGUGUUCGUUGUUGGCGACGCUGGCACUCCCAUGAAGGCGGUUGCCAAUGCGAUAAGCUCCGGAGCAAAUGCCGCAGCUAACCUAACCCAACAAUUGGUCAUGGAGGAUUUGCAGAAACUACUCACAUCUCGACCGAAUUAG
This is a messenger RNA of Exophiala viscosa, 1020 nucleotides long. Its product is annotated as thioredoxin reductase glit. Lineage: Eukaryota; Fungi; Ascomycota; Eurotiomycetes; Chaetothyriales; Herpotrichiellaceae. The record is from RefSeq and is a predicted model, not a curated record. Bases 1 to 1020 code for a protein of 339 amino acids. The transcript is spliced from 3 exons. Gene Ontology annotation, biological process: cell redox homeostasis. Gene Ontology annotation, molecular function: thioredoxin-disulfide reductase (NADPH) activity.